Molecule: messenger RNA, 3075 nt
Organism: Lactuca virosa
Lineage: Eukaryota; Viridiplantae; Streptophyta; Magnoliopsida; Asterales; Asteraceae
Source: the annotation of a GenBank genome assembly
AUGAGUCAGCUUCCUUCCCAGGAUAUUUUAGCAUUACUGGAGUUUAAAAAAGGAAUCAAACAUGAUCCAACUGGGUUCGUUCUUAAUUCCUGGAAUGAAGAGUCAAUCGACUUCAAUGGCUGCCCAUCUUCCUGGAAUGGAAUCAUGUGCAAUGGUGGUAAUGUCGCCGGUGUGGUCCUCGAUCAUCUGUCACUAUCAGCUGACAUCGAUUUGAAUGUAUUCGCAAAUCUCACAAAAUUGGUAACCCUUUCGAUAUCCAACAACUCCAUGACUGGAAAAUUCCCAAACAAAUUAGGCGAAAUGCUUUCGUUUCUCGAUAUUUCCGAUAAUCUCUUCAAUUCGUCUCUCCCACCUGAUAUCGAGCUGAGUUCCCUAAAAUCUCUCGAUUUAAGCCGCAACUUGUUUUCUGGUCCAAUUCCAUCAUCCAUUACAACGCUAAACAACCUUGUUUACCUAAAUCUAUCAAUGAACGGGCUCACAAAGAAAAUCCCGAAAGGGUUUCAGGACAUGAUAGCGCUUGAAGUUCUUGACCUCCAUGGGAAUAUGCUUGAAGGUGAUUUCGACGUUGAAUUCCUGCUUUUUACAACUUCCGUUCACGUUGAUCUUAGUGGGAAUCUGUUAACUUCGUCAAAUCAAGAUGGGAAGUUCUUACCUGGGAUUUCUGACACUGUGAAAUACUUGAAUCUUAGCCGGAAUCGGUUAACCGGAUCUUUAGUUUCCGGUGGUUUGUUGAAGUUUGGGAGCUUAGUUAUGUUGGAUUUGAGCUACAAUCAGUUAUCUGGAGAACUUCCGAGUUUUAAUUUUGCAUAUGUUCUUCAAGUUCUUAAGCUCUCGAAUAACCAGUUUUCCGGGUUUAUUCCGAAUGAUCUUCUGAAAGAUGAUUCGUUGGUGCUAAACGAGUUAGAUUUGAGUGGGAAUAAUUUCACAGGUCCAAUGAGUAUGAUAAUGCCAUCAACUCUCAAAGUCCUCAAUCUAUCCAACAAUCACCUCACGGGUGAGCUUCCAUUGGUGACGGGUGGAUGCACUGUUCUUGAUUUAUCAAACAACAAUUUCGAAGGAAGUUUGACCAAAUUAGUCAAAUGGGCAAACAUCGAGUUUCUUGACCUUAGUCAAAAUCAGUUGACCGGUCCAUUCCCAGAAGUCACAUCUCAAUUCUUGAGGCUAAACCACUUGAAUCUUUCCCAUAAUUCUCUCAAUUCAACAAUCCCAAAAGUAAUCACAAUGUUUCCAAGACUCGAAUCACUCGAUCUCGGGUCAAAUCAUUUCAAUGGACCUUUCCCAAAUGGAUUACUCUCCAUGCCUACUUUACAAGAACUUUACAUUAAUGGAAACCAACUUUCGGGAAAUAUCGAAUUUUUUCCGGAUAAUUCCCUAUCGAAUGUAUCCACGAUUCGGGUUCUUGAUAUUUCUAGUAAUCAACUCGGUGGCGAGUUUCCGGAAGGUUUCGGUUUGUUAUCGGGAGUUCAAGUUCUAGAUGUUUCCGGAAACAAAUUCACCGGUUCUUUACCAGAAUCUUUAACCGGACUUACUUCUCUCGUUUCUCUAGAUGUUUCCGGAAACCAUUUCACGGGCCCGCUCUUAAAGAAUUUGUCCGAUAAUUUAACGAGAUUCAACGCGUCUUACAACGAUUUCUCCGGCGUUGUUCCGGAAAAUUUACGGAAGUUUCCGGAAUCUUCCUUCUUUCCCGGAAACUCCAACCUUCAGUUUCCGAAUCCCCCGGCCGGACCAAACUCCGGUAACUCCACCUCCGGGAAGAAAAAACCGAUCAAAACCGUUUUCAAAGUACUUGUAAUUGUCGCGUGUGUUAUUGCAGUUGUGAUUUUAAUCCUCCUAGCGGUUUUCAUCCAUUACAUGCGUGUUUCACGGCGGCCCGUGGAAGUCGGGACGAAAGACAUCCGCCGCCACACUGUCGGCGGAGGAGCGGUGGUUUCCACCGGCGAUAUUCGAAAAGGGUCGUCAUCGGAGACGAUUACGCCGGAAAAGAGCGGUGUCAUCGGCGUUGGUGGAGGCGGUGGUGGUGGUGCGGUGGCGAGUUUUUCACCGUCGAAAACGAGUGGUUUCUCGUACUCGCCGGAUUCCGGCGACUCGUACACCGUCGAAAACCUCUCGAGGCUUGAUGUCCGGUCGCCGGAUCGGUUGGCGGGAGAACUUUACUUUCUUGAUGACACGGUGUCGUUUUCGCCGGAGGAGCUUUCGCGAGCUCCGGCGGAGGUGUUGGGGAGGAGCAGCCACGGGACGUCGUAUCGCGCCACCCUUGAUAACGGUUUGUUGUUGACGGUGAAAUGGUUGCGAGAAGGUGUUGCGAAACAAAGAAAGGAUUUUGCAAAAGAGGCGAAAAAGUUUGCGAAUAUUAGACACCCGAAUGUGGUUGGUUUACGAGGGUAUUAUUGGGGGCCCACACAACACGAGAAGCUAAUUCUUUCGGAUUAUAUAUCUCCCGGAAGCCUUGCGAGUUUUCUCUAUGAUCGACCGGGAAGAAAAGGGCCUCCAUUGACAUGGGCACAAAGGCUAAAAAUAGCAGUCGACAUCUCACGCGGUCUAAACUACCUCCAUUUUGACCGAGCAAUCCCACACGGAAACCUCAAGUCAACCAACAUUUUAUUAGACGGUCAAGAUCUAAACGCGCGUGUAGCCGAUUACUGUCUCCACCGUCUGAUGACACAAGCGGGGACCAUCGAACAAAUUCUUGAUGCCGGAGUUCUCGGGUACCGGGCCCCAGAGCUGGCGGCAUCCAAGCGGCCGCUACCCUCCUUCAAAUCAGACAUUUACGCAUUUGGAGUUAUUUUGUUGGAGCUUUUGACCGGAAAGUGUGCCGGAGAUGUGGUGGCGGGAGAGGGUGGUGGUGGGGUGGAUUUGAAUGAUUGGGUGCGGUUGAAGGUGGCGGAAGGGCGGGGUGCGGAUUGUUUUGAGGCGGUGUUGAUGACGGAAAUGGGAACUCCGGCGGCGGAUAAGGGGAUGAAGGAGGUGCUUGGGAUUGCGUUGCGGUGUUUACGGCUGCUUUCUGAGCGUCCGGGGAUUAAGACGGUUUAUGAAGAUCUUUCGUCUAUAUAAAUUAAAUUUAAAAUUAAAAUAGCU